GGCACAGCGGCAAGCCAGGUGCGACAAUAACGAAUAGAUAACAGCCGAGACAAGAAGAGAACACAGGACCAAGUCCUUAAACAGCAGCAAGAGAGAGUAGGCGACCACUACCUGGAACUCAACCAUGUGGAAACUACUGCUACUGACACUAAUCAGCGUUGUAAACGCUAAAAACUCCUUUCUGAUCCUUGCCCCGAAGACCAUCAGCCCCUCGACAACCCUGCGUCUGGGGGUCAACUCCCUAAACGCCACCCAGGACCUGACUGUAACAGCACGUGUACAGACACAAGAGUGGAGUAACUACCCCUACUACCACUAUGAACAAAUCUACGUCGACCAUGCUAACACAUCGGACAGUGUUAUGGCAGGAGACGCCGGCGUCGUGGAACUGAAGGUCCCACAACAUCUGAAGCCUGACAACUACAUCCUCAAGGUUCAGGUGGAGACCACCUCUGGAGAGGAACACGUCAAAAGCUACAACCUGCAGUACUACAGCAAAUACCUGUCCACAUUUAUCCAGACAGACAAGGCCAUGUACAAACCCGGAUCGCUGGUCAACUUCCGUGCAUUCGCCGUGUACUCUGACCUCCUUACCUAUACCGGAAACAUGACAAUCGAGAUGUUUGACCCCAGCAAUAACAAGCUGAUGCUGAUGAAGGAAGUGAUAGACCCGUCUGGUGUCGUCACUCGGUCCUUCAAACUCAGCGCCAUGCCCAUCCUCGGACAUUGGAAGAUCAGGGUGUCCAUUCCCGAUGGACCGACAGAAGAAAAAACGUUUGAGGUGUCAAACUACAAACUGCCACGAUUCGAAGUAACAGUCGAUGUUCCAAGUUUUGCUCUAGUAACAGAUCGAGAUAUCAAGGGCAAAGUUAGUGCCAAGUAUACAUUCGGCGAGGGAGUGAAAGGUGUUGCAGAAAUACAUGCUAAGAUUGUUGGAUCUUAUUCUGGAUCUUGUUCUUCUGAGCAGCCCGCCAUCCUCAUGUCCUUCCCGCUUGAUGGGGAAAGUAAGUUCACGGUCCCAAUGGUGGAGGUUCAACACCUCAGCUCCUACCUCAAUGGUAAGCAGCUGGAGAUCCAGGCAUUUGUGACUGAGACUCUGACAGGCAAGAAACUAAACGGUUCGUCGGUCACCACCUUCUACAGCAAUGCCAUCAAGAUGAAAUACCUCGACUACAGUGCUCGUGAUUUCAAGCCUGGCCUUAUCUACAGUGGCACGAUGAAAAUCUCCCUGCAAGACGAUUUGCCCCUGCCUACACCCAGAAAGAAUGUGACCAUCUACCCAUGUGUGACGUACCGCAUCAAAGUCCCGAACCAGGAGAAGUACCAUAGCUGCGACUCCAACUUCCAGGGGACCUAUGGUAUUACCGAAGAGACAUUCCCAGUUCCUGCUGAUGGUCUUGUAGAUGUCAAACUUAUGAUACCAGAGGAUGCAGUCUCGGUUACUAUCACGGCCUUCUAUGGUGAAACAUCGAUUUCAUGGACGAUAAAGAAAGCCUACUCCCCAUCAGAUUCCUUCCUCCAGCUCUACAUCCACGACACCAACGUCACGGCGGGCGAAGAUUCCAAUAUCUUUAUAAAUUCCACCCGGCCACUCGACACAGUGUGGUAUGAGGUCAUCUCUCGUGGGUCCUUUGUUACUGCCGGACAUGUCGAUGGUGGAAUGAAGAAGAGCCUGAACCUAACUCUUCCAAUCACUCCCAAGAUGGCGCCUCAUGCUCGCGUCCUUGUCUACUCCGUCCUUGAUGAUGGCGAGGUUAUUGCAGACAGCACAAACUUUGAAGUGAAAGGUCUUUUUACCAACAAGGUGGCACUCGAGUUCAGCAAGAACGAAUCUCAGCCCCAUGAAGACAUUAAUGUCAAGGUUUCAGCUGACCCACAGUCAUUGGUCAGCUUGCUAGUUGUUGACCAAUCAGUGACUCUCUUGGCCAGCGGAAAUGACAUCACGAGUGAUAUGGUGGAGACUGAACUGAAGUACUAUGACAACCGCGGAGUUAGCAACAACUAUGAAGGAGAGACAGAUGCAAGUCAGGUGUUCAGGGAUGCCAAUGUUGCAAUCUACACUGAUGCCACCAUCCCAUACAAUCCCAGCGGCAUUGAUUACGGCCAUGGAUCUGUGUCCACUCCUGGCUAUCAUUAUAACACGUUUGCACCUAUCGGCUACACACCCAUGCCGGGUGCAACACCCUACAUGGGUCCGACGCCUUACCCGAAUGGCUUCCUGAACGGCAUGCCAAUCCCAACAGCUCUUCCCGCGAUGCACCAUAUGACCAGCGUGAACCCAAAGCCAUCCGGAGUCAUCAACCCUCAGCAACCAUUGAAGGAAGUGGGAAGAGUAAGGAACUUCUUCCCUGAAACAUGGCUAUGGACCAACACGACCAUUGGUUCCAAUGGCAUUGCAAGCAUAUCUGCAACUGUCCCCGACACCAUAACGUCAUGGUUGGCUACAGCAUUCGCAGUUAACCCAGUGUCCGGGCUCGGAGUAACAGACUCCGCAUCCAAGAUGAAGGUUUUCCGUCCAUUUUUUGUGAGCGUUGAUGUCCCAAUGUCUGUUAUCCGUGGUGAGCAAGUUGUGGUUCAGGCCAGCGUCUUCAACUAUCUGCAGACUGAUCUCGAUGUAAUGGUGACAAUGAAGAAGUCCAGCGAGUAUGACAACAUCCAGUAUGAUCCGUCCACUGCAAGUCUCAAGGCAUUCUCUGCAGACCAAGUCAAAACAGUUCGCGUUGCCUCUGGUGAUGCAAUGACUGUGGACUUUCCCAUCGUCCCUACCACCCUGGGACAACUUGACAUCCAGGUGUCUGCCCGUUCUACUGCUGCUGCUGAUGCCGUUCAGAGAAAGAUCACAGUGGAGCCGGAAGGUAUCAGAAAGGAGACUAACUUCCCUGUCACCAUCGAUCUCCUGUCUGGCAACACCUACAACAAAACUCUGUCCAUCCCUCUGCCAAACUACAUCGUAAAAGACUCACAGAAAGCAAGAGUCAGGGCUUUUGGCGACGUGGUGAGUCCCAGCCUCGAUGGCCUGGACAGCCUUCUGAAGAUGCCCACUGGCUGUGGGGAACAGAACAUGAUGGGACUAGCUCCUGAUGUCUACAUCUCCAACUACCUUGUCAGUGCCAAGAAAUAUGACGCCAAAAUUGAACAGAAGGUCAUUCCAUUCAUGGAGGAAGGUUUCCAGCGUGAGUUGAGCUACCAACACAAUGAUGGCUCCUACUCCAUCUGGGGGAACAGCGACUACUACGGAAGCACCUGGCUGACAGCAUUUGUUGUGAAAACUUUCAUCCAGGCUCGUCAGUAUGUCUACAUUGAUGACCAAAUCAUUGCCCGUGCUGCCAACUGGCUUAUGGGCAGGCAAAACACCAAUGGUGACUUCCAUGAGAACGGUUACGUGCACAGCUCUAGCCUACAGGGAGGAUCUGGACACGGAUACGCCCUGACAGCAUUUGUUCUGGAUGCUCUGCUUGAAGUCCGCGGUUUGGAAGGGGUGAAUGCUCACAACUUGAACGACACUUUGCUCCGCGCCAGUGCCUUCCUUGAGUUCAACAUUAUACGGUUUGAUGAUGCCUACACUAUCGCAAUCGCUACCCAUGCCCUAACCAAAGCAGGUAGCAUUUUUGCUGAAGAUGCCUUCAAGAAACUUGAACAUGUUUCGAAAACCAAAGACGACAUGAUGUUCUGGGAGAGAUACACCCACACCAGAUCCAGCUACUGGAGACCAUAUCACCAAUACGCUGACGCCAUCGACAUUGAGACAACAGGCUACGCUCUGAAGACAUAUGCUCUCAGGAAGGACUUUGUCAAAGGCCUGUCUGUCAUGAAAUGGCUCAUUUCCACCAGGAAUCCCAAUGGUGGCUUCGUUUCCACUCAGGAUACUGUUGUUGCUCUCGACGCCCUUUCUGCAUUUGCCACCGUCAUCAACUCAGAUUCCUUCAAAAUCAGCGCCGAUGUCAGUUCUGGGAAAUUCAGUAAACAUUUUGAAAUCAAUGCCAAGAACGCCCUUGACCUUCAAGCUACUGAUGCCAGUGAAUUCACUGGUACUUUCAACGUAAAUGCCCAAGGACACGGAGUCGGAUACCUUGAGAUUGCAUCUUUCUUCAACGUUGAAAAGCCAGUAGAGGAGCAAUACUUUGAUAUCAGCCAAGACAUAGAGAUCGAGACACUGAACAUGUACACACUCAGGGCCUGUGUCAGUUACACCAAAUCGAGAACUAACAACAUGGCCGUAGUCGAGAUCACCGUCCCAUCAGGCUUUGAACCGGAUAUGGAGUCACUGAAUGACAUCCGCAACUUACAGCGAUCCGAACUGCUGGGCAAGAACUUUGUCUUCUACUUCAGCCAUCUUGAAAGCAGCGAAACGUGCAUCAGGUUCACCGGCAGAAGGAAUGGUCUGGUUGCUAAGCUACAGGCGUCGCCCAUCCAUGUCUUUGACUAUUAUGAGCCAACACACCAGGCUGUGGCGUUCUACAAACCACAGACCCUACAUGAUGCCACUGUGUGUGAAAUCUGUGCCAACUGUUGCCAAAAGAUAGUCCAGUCACACUAGACAAAACCACAGCAUCAUUUUGACUGACAUGGUAUGCCGCCAAAGCCUAAACUUUGUACAGUUGUUAUCAAACACAAUCGAAUAAACUGUCAAUCAAUGA
This is a messenger RNA of Haliotis rubra (blacklip abalone), 4637 nucleotides long. Its product is annotated as CD109 antigen-like. The coding region runs from base 125 to 4537 and encodes 1470 amino acids. Lineage: Eukaryota; Metazoa; Mollusca; Gastropoda; Lepetellida; Haliotidae. The transcript is spliced from 37 exons. The record is from RefSeq and is a predicted model, not a curated record. Gene Ontology annotation, molecular function: endopeptidase inhibitor activity. Gene Ontology annotation, cellular component: extracellular region.